UGCUGGUGGUGCCUCAGUCAACGCAGCGACGCCAGUGUCCACCAGCAGCGUCAGUGUGGGUGUUGCUACUGGUGGUGCCUCAGCCAAGGCACCACCGCGAGCUUCAGUGUCCACCAGCCUGGGGGUGAAUAAUGGAGUGCUGCAAAUCUCUUAUCCAGUGUGUGGAGCAAACUGGCUGGCGCAGGAAUAUAACUACCAGUCCGAAGUGGAACCACUCGGGCAGCCAAUUGCAGGUGCGUGUCACUGGACAAGUCUCUUCGCCUUACGUCAUACUAGUUAUUUUCCUUCUUACGCAAAGAACUUACAGUGUACAGGUGGUGCAGGCAGCCACCAGGUUCUCGACGUUGGAAGACAGGCUCAGUUUGUCCAGGACGAACAGUUACACAACUAUCGCCCACUAUCCUUGUCAGGGAUAAGAUAUCAGAUAUUAGUGAUAUCAGUGGUCACUAACGACCAACCUCGCCAAACAACCCCGUGCCAUUCCUCUCCUCUCCCCCCCCCUCCCCGACACUCCUACAUCUGCUCAUUUCAGUCCUGAUUUGAGUUCAGGUAUGUCUCCAAAAAUUUAUUCUACUGUUGGUGAACAUGUAAAGAUAAAUUUAUUUGGAUUAGUAACGAGGAGAUUAAUAGGCUACGACAAUUAGGUCUAAAAUUUUGGUUUGUUGCCACUUAAGUCAUGGCAACCUCUUGAGCUGCUAAUUCGGGAAAUUCAAAAUGUAUACAAAACAUAAAAACCCCAAUUGGGGUAAUCAGAUUGGACAUGGGUGAAGUAUCGGAGAAUAAUCUUUAAGCCUGGUUCCACUUUAAGUUACACGCUAAAGAAUAAAUUUAAUUCUCUAUUGGGCAGAAAUAACUAUGCAGAUGUAAACAGGAGUAAAUGUUAUUUUCAUGAAUUAACUCUGCUUGUAACAACGGAGAUUGGUUGACAAAAUUACUGGUAGUUUGUGUACCUGUGAAGACCUUUAUGAAUGUAGACAAAUUACUUUAUAUAUUACAUCCCGAAUCGUUGAAAUUUAAGUGACCUGUCUUGCUGACAGGUCAGCAAGUCAUGCACGAGCCACGUGGUCUCACGCGAAGCAUAACUUGGACGGGUUGGCUGCACAAGUGGUACUAUCAUAAUUGAAAGAAUAUUUAAGGAAAAUCUAUCUGGUACCCUUGAUGUCCACUCUGGCAGUCCGUGUUGACACGGGUAACUCGGGACUCCAAGGUCCGUCUCACAUGUGACCCUUAGUGAAAACUUGAGAUUGUCUUGCAGGAAACUCUUAACUGCGUGCACAAAUUAGGAAGGACUCUUACUUGGUUGUAGAGUAUGCUAGCUAGAAAUCCCCUGAUUCUACCAAGCAGUCUAGACUUCUAUGACCUUUGGAAAUUUCUAUGCAUAGUGCCCCUUUGCAAGCUGCAAAUGCUGCAGAUGCAGAUGCCUCGAGUUGAUUCUCCUAGGCCAGUAGUUCCCAAACUUUUUCAGCUUGUUACCCAAUUUAACAUGCCACAUAAAGCAUGUUACCCCUUUCACAAAAUGUUGUUAUUGAUAUAUAUGGCUAAAUUAAAACACUAGAGAUAUUUUCUUUUAUUUAUUGUAUUUGAACAUUGUGCAUCUCUAAUGACUAUUACCAAAGAGGUCAAGAACAUCAG
Messenger RNA from Cherax quadricarinatus, 1632 nucleotides. The record is from RefSeq and is a predicted model, not a curated record. Lineage: Eukaryota; Metazoa; Arthropoda; Malacostraca; Decapoda; Parastacidae.